This is a messenger RNA of Opisthocomus hoazin, 2541 nucleotides long. Lineage: Eukaryota; Metazoa; Chordata; Aves; Opisthocomiformes; Opisthocomidae. The record is from RefSeq and is a predicted model, not a curated record.
AUGGCGAAAUUUAACACGGGUAACAGCCCCACAGAGGAUGUUUCUGCUAACAGUCGACCCUUCAAAGUCCCAGGACAACAUAUCCAUACGGGAUUACAGUCGAGGAAAGCGGCACUUGAGAAAUUCGCAAAUCAAGGAAAUGCAGCUUCUUCUUCAGGACCCAGCACCUUUCACAAACCUGUUCAUCCUAAGCCCCCUCUGGGGGUCAAGCCUUCAGUUGAUGAUAAAACAGUGAAGGAUCUAAAGCCCCCAUAUUUGAAACCAGUGGCACACAGGUUUGGGGUUCAUCUUCAGGCAGCGAACAGAGAAAAUGAUGGAAAAACUGGAUGCAAUAAACCCCCCACCAAAACUGCCGACUUGGCAAAAGAAGAACCAAAUCCUCUGCAGCCAAAACCUGCAGGGAACAAGUUCCUUAAAUCUGCUCCUCAUGAAAAAGAAAAAAAUCCUCUGGGAACAAAGCCACUUUCAAAUUUUAUGCCACAAGACAGUGAGGCAAAACCAGCAUUUUCAAAAGCACCUGGAGUUACUGAAAAGUCCCUGUCUGCAACAAAAGAAAAUGAGCCUAAGCCUCCUUUCUCUAAACCACCUCUUGCACAGAAGCCUUCUCUAAACCAUGAGAUCUCCCACAUUGAAGACACUUCUAAUAAAAACAUUUUUCUGCAAAAAGGACUAUCAGGCCCUAGACCGAAUAUACACUCAUUUAAAGCAGCAAAGGAAGUGGAUGAAAAUAGUAAGUGUCCUGCAGAACCUGCAGUCAGUCACUUUUCUAAUGUGGCUCUGAAGCCUACUAGCCACUGGUCCAGCUCGUCUCAAGGGACCCCCAGAAACGUGGAGGAAAAGACUGAAGAAAAAGGAAUGAGUGCUGCCAAGAAUAUCUUUGUCAACAAAAGCAUCCAGGAAGAUUCUGGUUCUUCUAAGUUUCAGAAGACAAACACAGUGCUUGCUGCAGGAAGGCCAUCAGGUGUGUCACAAGAGAAAGAGGAUGGGGACAGGAGCUCAGGAACCCCCAAGAGGAAAGCCUUGCCCCCACUGUUCAAACUGGGCCAGCCCCCACAGAAGCCUAGCAGACCCCCCAGCGUGGACCUGCAAAGGUUCCAGAAGAGCAGCCCAAAAGACAGCCCUCAAAAUGAAAGUUUGAAACAGACAGCUCCUUCCUCGGGAGCACCCUCCCCGCCUGUACCUCCACCACACCCUGCUAUGCAGUUGCCACCUCCUCCACCAGCCUCUCACCCAUCCCUGCAGUCCUCAGCAGCUCCCAGCCUGCCUCCCAGAAACAUCAAGCCCAGCCCUGAAACAAUAAGUCCAGACAAUGAAGAAAAUUACGAUGAUGUUGAAUUUGUUUCACAGGGUAAGAUAGGUCACGGAAAUACGGAGGGGGGCCAAGAAAGUGAUGGAGAGAUGUAUGAAGACAUAAAUGACAUCAGAUCAUCAAGGGGAAAAGAGAAGAAGCGGGACAAGGACGAAAAGAGAAGAAUGGACCAAGAGAAGAAAGAACAAAAGGAAAAAGAAAAGAAAGAGCAGGAAAUAAGAAAGAAGUUCAAAUUAACAGGACCCAUCCAAGUCCUUCAUCAGGCACGAGUUUGUGCUGACCACAAGGGAGGGAAGAAUGAGCUGACUGUCAAACAGGGGGAUGAGAUUGAAAUCAUUCGCCUCACAGACAACCCAGAAGGAAAGUGGCUGGGCAGGAUAAAAGGAUGUUAUGGAUACAUUAAAACAACCAUUGUGGAGAUUGAUUAUGAUUCUUUAAGAAGAAAGCAACAACCAUCCACCAGAGCUGCUGUGAAACAUACAGAGAGUGACCAAGAAGUGUAUGAUGAUGUUGGAGAGCAGGACAGUAUUAGCAGUCAGAGUGGUGGUCAAAGUGGAGCUGGAAAGAUGUUCCCACCUCCUCCUUUUGAUCAAGAAAUUUAUGAUGGGAUUGAUGAUGAAGAUGCUGCAGCUAGGUCUGUAUCGCAGGAUGAAGAUAAGGAUGGUAUCUGGUCCUGGGGAAUCUUGAAGAGGCUAAAGGUCAAAGAUGACAAAAAGAAAAGUGUACGAGCAAAAACAGCUAAAGUCGAUGGGGCAGAAGAUAAUGGAGAUUUGUUCAUGCCUCCUUCAACAAAGCAGCUUGGAAAAGAUUGUGGAGACGAUGUUUACGACGAUGUAGAUUCUUCAGACUUCCCUCCUCCACCGCUCGAACUCAAUUCAUCAAAAUCAGCAAGCCUUGGAAAACGUAAAUCAGAUGAAAAAGAUGCACAAAAGCUUAAAAAGAUGGAAAAAGAAGAGAAAGAGUUCAGAAAAAAGUUCAAAUUUGAGGGUGAAAUUAAGGUUCUUUACUCUACCACGACAGUCCAGGAUUUGCCUCAGAGAAGAUGGGGACCUAAAGACUUACAAGUUAAACCAGGGGAGUCUCUUGAAAUUAUAGAAAGUACAGAUGAUACCAAGGUCCUGUGCAGGAAUGAAGAAGGAAAAUAUGGCUAUGUUCUGAGAAGCAAUUUAGUUGAGAAUGAUGGAGAGAUUUACGAUGAUAUUGGUGAUGAUUGCAUCUAUGAUAAUGACUGA